This is a messenger RNA of Amyelois transitella, 1398 nucleotides long. RefSeq names its product heat shock protein beta-1 (gene Hsp21.4). The transcript is spliced from 3 exons. Bases 154 to 720 code for a protein of 188 amino acids. The record is from RefSeq and is a predicted model, not a curated record. Gene Ontology annotation, molecular function: protein folding chaperone. Gene Ontology annotation, biological process: response to heat; protein refolding. Lineage: Eukaryota; Metazoa; Arthropoda; Insecta; Lepidoptera; Pyralidae.
GCAAGCCCCCUGGCGCCGAGUCGACAACUAAUGAUCAGUGCUGCCUUGUCUACCGCAGAGUGCGUAUCGUCACUGUGAACUGUGUUUACACAAGAAACAACUGCGUCAGUGUUUACCUAGUAGUUACAAGUUUCUUCUUUAAAACACGUGAAAAUGGCUGACAGUGGUCUCAAGAGAAAUAUCCCAAUCAAAUUAGGUGACUUUUCUGUCAUCGAUACUGAAUUUUCAAGCAUCAGGGAGCGCUUCGACGCUGAAAUGAGAAAGAUGGAAGAAGAGAUGAGCAAAUUCAGAUCAGAACUCAUGAACCGAGAAAGUAACAAUUUCUUCAAGAGCACAACAAGUUCCACCACAUCCUCACAGCACAGCGACAGCAGACAGUUGGCUGAGCCCAGCCAUUGGGAUAGCCUCAACUCGCCUCUCAUCCAGGACGAGGGAGACGGCAAAUCCCUAAAGCUUCGCUUCGAUGUCAGUCAGUACACCCCCGAAGAGAUUGUCGUAAAGACAGUUGAUAACAAAUUGUUGGUGCACGCUAAGCACGAGGAGAAGUCCGACACAAAGUCUGUGUACAGAGAGUACAACAGAGAGUUCCUGCUUCCCAAGGGCACUAACCCUGAGGCCAUCAAGUCUUCGUUAUCCCGCGACGGAGUCCUAACCGUGGAAGCGCCCCUCCCGCAACUGGCUAUCACCGAUAGAAACAUCCCCAUUCAACAGAAACACUGAACGAAGGCAGCUUAGCCACAACAGCAGCAAUUCCAUACUACUGUUAAUAAUUUAUUGUAAUUUAUGUUUGUAAGGAGUAUUUGCGAUAUUCUCUGAUAUUUAUUUAGACUUAAAAGAGAAUCUCAAAAUUUAUUAACACUAUUUUAAUUGGCCAAUUACUUGAGAUAUUCCAACUUCAACGUAGAGAACAGAGCAUACUGCACUGUCAUUUGGAUGUUGCUUUAUAGUGACAUUGCUUUCACUGUGAUUAUUAGGAAUGUGUGCAUUCAUUUCUAUGCAUUUCCGUUAUUUUGGAUAUUCAGCUGGUAUUUCUCAUUAAAAUUUAGAUUAAAUUUAACUCAUAAUAUGAUUAUAUCGUCAAAUAAAAUCUGAGUACAGCAUUUAAUGGGAGCUUAAACAAAAGUGUUCAUUGAAAACUUAUGUAUCAAAAGUACUUGAUAUUAAUAAAAUGGAAUAGAUAAAAAUAAAAUUAAUAAAAUACGGUAAAUACAACGAGAAUAACAACAAAAGUGUCUUAUUUACAUAAUAAAGGUCAAUAAUUGCUUAACAUUACCUGCUAUCAGCAGUGACAUUUAGAUACACCAAUUAAACAGCUUAUAACUUGAUACACAUUUAUAUUUUAGUACAAACCGUUGUUAUGAAAGUUUUAGAUGUCAAUAAAAUAUAAAACCAGCAUUU